Molecule: messenger RNA, 5334 nt
Organism: Eriocheir sinensis (Chinese mitten crab)
Lineage: Eukaryota; Metazoa; Arthropoda; Malacostraca; Decapoda; Varunidae
Exons: 6
Coding region: 217-1023 (268 amino acids)
Source: RefSeq, a predicted model, not a curated record
UGGCGUUCAGUUCCCAUAGACUUACCCAUCAUCUCUUCCUCCGCAGGCAACCCUAGGCGCCUGCGGGUGGAGGUGCCGCGCGUCGCCCACGUGGGGCAGGACGUGGAGCUGGAGUGCGCCUUCCCGUGGACGGAGCCGCGGGAACUCUACUCAAUCAAGUGGUGGCGCAACAACGACCAGUUCUACCAGUACAUCCCCAAGAACCGACACCCGAAGAUGAUGUUCAACGUGACCGGCAUCAAGGUGGACAGAAGCCCGGACGCUGGGGAGCUGAGGACCGUCUACGCCGCGGAGAGACUCGGCCAGCGUUCAGUCAACGGGGCGGAGCAACCCAAUUCCACCGAGUUCAAGGUCAGCCUCAAGGACGUCAGCCUGAGCUCGUCCGGCAUGUUCACCUGCGAGGUCAUCUCCGACGAGAACUUUGAGACCUUCCGAGAGUCUGCCAACAUGACCGUCAUAGACCCGCCUGACCACAUCGCGGGGAACAGAGGUCCUGAGAUCCGGGUGUCGGGCUGGGGCGGCUCGGGGCCCGUGGAGGUGCAGGAGGGGCAGCGUGUGAAGGCCGACUGUGUGGCUCGCGGCGCUAAUCCUCCCGUCCACCUCAUCUGGUACAUCAACGAUACGGAGAUUCCCCGGACGUACGUGUCGCCCCAGAGCUCACGGAUGGAGGGACACGACACCUACACGACGGUGGUGAGCCUCGAGCUGCCGGCCAGGGAGCGGUGGGACAGCCAGGGGCGUCUGCUUCUGCGCUGCGACGCCGUCAUCCCCAACCUGUACCGCGAGUCCUCUGUCCUCGAGCUCCACAACCCGGUCUUCAGGAGGCUACAGCAGUCCGGCUACUUCUCCGCCGGUUCACGUCCCAGCCAGUCCCUGUUUCUCCUGCUGGUGUGGACGACAAUGGUGAUGGUGGUAGUGAGGGCGCUGCAGGAGAUCAACGGAGCACCUCAAAUCCUCCUCCUCCUGCAACGCCACACCCUCCCCCUCCACCCCCGAGCUCUACCUCCGCCGCCUCGCUCUUAACACCUAUCGGCCACACCUCAAAGAGACACACAGACACACCUGCGAGAAACACCUGAAAAAUCACACUUGCGAGACACACAACGCCACAUCAAAGAAAGACCGACGGAAACAUGAGAAAGAGAGAGAGAGCUGGAGCGAGAGCGAGAGCGAGAGCGAGAGAGAGAGAGAGAGAGAGAGAGAGAGAGAGAGAGAGAGAGAGAGAGAGAGAGAGAGAGAGAGAGAGAGAGAGAGAGAGAGAGAGAGAGAGAGAGAGAGAGAGAGAGAGAGAGAGAGAGAGAGAGAGAGAGAGACGCACCUGUGAGAUAUAAUAGAUUAAAACUCUCGCCCCUUUUUUUCUUUACAUACGUCAGACACAUCAGGUGAAGGGAGAAAGAACAUCAAACACACGUGAUCCUUUUCUUCCUCCACUAAUAUAUUUUGAAAAGAGGAAAAAGGGAAAAAAAAUGGAAAAAGAGCGUGAAGGUAAAAAUCUGACUUGGAGGUAUUGAAAAAUGGAACCUUUAUCGAGUGGCGCAAAAACACACCAUAAAUAGACGCCUCCUCAUUAGUCCCUCCUCGCCAUGCUGCUUGGGAAGGAUUUUUGCUUCCCAUUAUGAAGUGUAGUGCAUGAGAGAGAGAGAGAGGGAGAGAGAAAAAAAUACAUACAUUCAUACAUACAUACAUACAUACAGACAGACAGAAUUUUUUUUGUGAUCGACAUAGAAACGAAAAUGUGUUACGUAUAUAAGAAGAGCAAGAAGACACAAGUUAAGACAAGAUAAGACGUGUUUUUGUGUACAUAGAAAAAAAAUAGACAAAAUGAAAGACGUGAAAAACCUUAUUUAUUUCUACAAAACAUGAAGUAAAGAGCAAAUAAAAGAAAAUAGAACACUAAGGAAAAGAAGUCUGAAAAAUGAAAAAAAAUAUAUUGCGUGAAGAUGAAAGAAAAAUAAUGAGUGCAGUUUCCUCAUAAUAAACAAAUAUAAAAACAACAAUGAGGACAAGAAAGACGAAAGAAAAAAAAGUAAGGCAUAACUCUAACCUUCAUGAUGUGUUACAGAGACAGACACACAAGCACACACACAAACACAAAGACAACAAGAGAGCAGAGAGGCGAGAGGAAGCAUUCAUGGCGGCCAACAAGAAGACAAACAAAGACACACACACACACACACACACACACACACACACACACACACACACACACACACACACACACACACACACACACACACACACACACACACACACACACACACACACACACACACACACACACACACACACACACACACACACACACACGGAGAGGAGAGGGGCCGACUUGAGCCUCAACCACACGCCCUUAUCUCACCCCCUUCAGCCUGUUCUUGCCUCGUGCUACCCAGGAACAAGAGACGAAUGCAGGAAGACUAUUAUCCGAAGAAGCUAUGAUGGUGACAGAGGAAGUGAGAGAUAAACACAUAGACAAACGAGGGACAUGUCUUCAUACCCUCACCUCGACCCCUUAAAACCCCUUUGGCUCUUACAUCAUCUAUUUUCAAAGGCCACAGAGAUCAGUCGGGUCCUCAAUAGUGUUUUUUUUUAGGUUCAUGAUACAGAAGAGAGGUCAAACUAUCAACAGGGUCAUGAAACUAUCCAUGGAAAGGCCCACAACUCCUUCUAAAGCCUUGUCAAGUAUCUGUGUUUGGGCUCCGAAAUGUUUUAAGAAUGUGGCCAUGAGGGUAAAGAGACGCUCUCCUCCUCCUCCUCCUCCUCCUCCUCCUCCGACCUAAAGAGAUAUAUGUAGAAACGUAGAUGUAGACAACGCCCUCUGUAGCCUGUAAAUAAAACCCAAUGGAUGAACGUCGCAGGAGAUGAUGACGAUGAUGUGAGGUGAUAUGGAUGACUCUUGACCUUCUUGUUUCGAUAUAUAUAUUAGGCAUGUUCCUGGGUUUGGCUUUUUACUUGCACUGCAGCUAGAAACCUUUCACCGCCACUCACCACGACGAUGACUAUUGGUGUCCUUAACUGACCCCUGACCCUUCCUCCCCUCAUACCUGUUUCUGAUCUACUUCAUAAUUGGUGUCCUCCUCUACCCCUGCCCUGUCCCGACCCUCCGCGUCCCUCCUUUUCCUCCUCCUCCACUUCCUUAUCGGUGUUCUAGUUUCUCUUUCUCACUAUUUUUCCUCCCGUUUCUCCUCUUCUUCCUUAUUCGUAUCCUGGCUUCCCUUUCUCUCCCAUUUCUCUUUCAUCCCUAUUCUACUUUUAAUCGUGUCCUGGUAUUCCUUCCUUAUCACUUUUUCUCUCUCAUUCCUCCUUCCUUUCCUUAUUCGUGUCCUUCCUUCCCUUUCCUUUCUUCGUUUUCCAUCCCAUCAGUAUCCUUCCUUUCCCUCCUCCCUCCUCCUUCCCUUCGCCCUCUCAUCCCAUUAUUCCCCCGUCCCGGUUUUCUCUCCUCUUUCUAAUAUCUUUCGCGGUAUCGAUGCUAUGACUACACACGUUCUAGUUGUUGUUGUUGUUGUUCUUGUUGUUGUUUCUGCUUCUGCUGUUGUGAUUCUUUCCUCUUAACUUCUCUUCCUCUUAACUUCUCUUCCCUCCUGACCUGUGGCUGGUGAGAGUUUUACGAAUUACUCCAAUAUAACUGUGACGUAUUUUUACGGUUCUCAUAUUGCCAACCAUCAGAACCCAUUACUACUACUACUACUACUACUACUACUACUACUACUCUUACUACUACUGCUACUACUACUACUACUACGACUACAACUGGAACUAAAGAAACCAUAUAAACUGCUGCUGUUGCUGCUUCGUUAAUUGCAUCUGCUCUUGCUGUUACUAUUACAACAACAACAACAACAACAACAACAACAACAACAACAACAACUGCUAUUUCUACUACUACUACUACUACUACUACUACUACUGCUACUACUACUACUACUUAUACCAUUACCUAUACCGCAACGUCAGUGUUUAGUUGGUCUUUUAUUUGGUUGUUUAUGAAAAGAUACGAUGAUAUGCUCAACACUACUGUAACGGCCGAACGAUGUAUGUAAAAAUGUAUUAGUUAUUAUUAUCAUUAUUAUCAUUAUCAUCAUACGUAUAACGAUUCCAUUUGGUACUUUAAGAUUCGUUCUAAACCCAAAGUACCAUAAUUUUCUUCGGUUUAUUUUAUUCUCUUUUUUGUGUGUAUGUGUAAUUAGUCCAGUCUCUUUUAUUUCCAAUCAGUGUCUGCGCGUCACCUUCCUCAGCACAAUUGGUCUAUAUGUUAACUCAGCCCAAAAUUCCCCUCCUUGUUUCCCUCUGCCGCCAUCACGACCUUUGUUAACUAUUCUGUAGAAGCGACGAGCGGAGGACUGUGGUGAGGCCUGUGUGUGGUGAGCCCUGACCUGCCCUGCCUUGACCUCCAACACCCUAUCAUACCUUACCUUCCCCUGUUUUGUUUUACCCUACCCAGACUUGUCCUGCCCUAUUUUAUCCUGCCCUGUCCUGUCCUGCAAUACCCUAUCAUACCCUACCUUGCCCUGUCUUGUUCUACCCUACCCAGCCUUUUCCUAUUCUACUUUAUCCUGCCCUGUCCAGUCCUGCAAUGCCCUACCAAUCUCUGCUCUAUCAUACCCUAUCCUGCCCACCCUGCCCUGCUCUGUUCUGUCCUGUCCUUUCUCUAUACUGUCCAUCCUUGUUCUGUCCUACCCUGACCUUUCCUACCAAACCUUGCCCUGUCCUACCAUGCCCAGUCCUGCCCUACAAUGCUCUACCCUGCUCUGUCCUAAAGUAUCCUGUUUUUCCUAGCCUUCCCCUUCCCUGUCCAACCUUACCCUGCCAUACCUUGUCCUGUCCUAUCCAGCCUUGCCCUCCUCAAUAAUACCUUAUCCUAUCCUGCUCUCCCGCUAUCAAUCCUAACCCCGGGCAAGCUGAGGAGGGCCGCAACACAAACUCAACAACUCACGCCCGCCCGAGGACGCCCCAGAGACCCCGCCGCUCACACACACGGGGCUCUCGCCUCGGACGUGUACUGUGUAGUUAGCCGAGCACGAAUGGUCAUGUAUAUGCAUUUGUAUGUGUAUAUAUUAAUGCGUAUGUAUGGCUGUUUGUGAGGACGGUUGUGUAUACAUACAUACAUGUGGAUCAGUGUUUGAGAACAGGGUUAUUUUGUUUUACUUCCUGUUUAUUUUAGUUCAUUCAGUAAUCACAUCAUUAUGAAUUGUUUUAUUUUCAUUGUCUUUAUUAUUAUUAUCAUUAGUGUUAUUAUUUCCCUCCUAUUGUUUUCCAUAACUAAAGAGCUUUGUUCCACCGUGUCGGGUGAUGUACGUAACUGUCUCAUGUACUUUAAGAAUAAAGAAAAACUACCAG